AUGAUAGAAACUCUGACAUCGAAAGAACUUUUUCCAAAUGGAGAGGCGGUGAUGGACGAAGCAAAGGUGGUGACCAAAAAGGAAGCACAGUUGAAACGGGACAAAUAUGGGCUUCCAUUAGAACCACAGCCCAGCGACCACAAAGACGACCCUCUGAACUGGCAAUGGCUCUGGAAGGUCUACAUCGCGCUCCUCGUCUCCGGUAUAGCCUUCACAGCACAAGCAGGAGCUGCGCUCAUCAACCCGGCCUUCGUCACCAUGUCAAGGGAGCUGGACAUCACGGUCGAGCAAGCCUCUUAUUGCACAACCGUCUUCAUCUUAUUCAGCGGGGUUCUAUCAAUGUUCAUAGUGCCCUUUGCCAAUGUCUAUGGCCGACGCAUCUGCUAUGUGAUAUUCACUCUUGUCGGCGUUGCGGGAGCAUUCACGUCGGCCGGAGCCCCAUCAUAUGGCGGCAUCAUUGCUGGUCGGGUAUUGAACGGUGUUGGAGGCAGUGUACCGCUCGGUCUUGGAGCUGCGUCUAUUUGCGACCUGUUUACACAAGGUAAACGAGGUCUUUACAUGGGCAUAUAUGUCCUGAGUGUCAACAAUGGACCUCAUAUUGCACCCAUUGCUGGUGGAUAUAUUGCCGAACGCCUGGGAUGGAGAUGGUGCUUCUGGGUACCUGGAAUCGUACAAUCUGCUCUUUGGGUGAUCUUGUCGUUCACUCUACCCGAGACUCUCUUCUCCAGACCAAACGCCAACCAAAUCGAACAUCGGUCUUACAUUCAAAAGCUGCUAUUCCAUGGCAAAGUCCUCGAUCGCAAAGUGAGACCUCGCGAUUUUGUGGGUUCACUGCGUAUGGCUCGCUAUCUGGCUGUUCUUUUCCCGGCGCUCUGGUUCAUGACCGCGAGCACAUAUGGCAGCGCGAUAUUUGCAGUGACGGGUGCUCGCCAAGCAACGCAAAUCUACCACUUUGAUGUUGAUCAGAUAGGUCUAUACCUCGGUGUUCCUCUUACCAUUGGAUUCUCCCUCGGUGAGGCGUCAGCUGGCUGGGUCAGCGACCGCAUCGUGACUCUCGAUGCGAAGCGCAAUCAGAGAGAACGAAAACCAGAGGCUCGACUUUAUCUGCUACCGGCCUGUACAUUACUGGGUAUCGGAACCGCUUUGUAUGGAUAUUGCAUUCAAAAACGGGAACACUGGAUUUUCCCUUCGGUGUGCAUGGUGAGUGUCUCCAUUGCCUUCCCGGGCAAGCAUGACCGUCCGUACUAUCCUGCGUCCGUGCUAACACAAUCAACAGGCAGUCAGCGGCUUUGGAACGCAAGUCGGAACGACGAUGGUCUACACAUACGCGACGGAUUCGUAUAAGCCUCAGAGCGGCGAAAUCGGCGCUGUCAUGAAUCUUUUCAAAGCCAGUGAGAUAUCCCGUAAGCCUACGGGGGCUUUUCACGUGCUGACACACCUGCACCAGUCUUUACGUUCAACAUUGGAUUCUAUGCCCUCCCGUUCGGAGAGAGUGUCGGCUUCGAUGCCUCGUUCUCGAUACUGGCUGCGGUAAAUCUCGCACUCCUGCUACCUUUCGUGUUCCUCAUCUGGAAAGGCGAGGAAGUCCGAAGAUGGCAGGGCAAGCCAACAGAUCAUGCUGAUCUUUGA
Messenger RNA from Lecanosticta acicola, 1629 nucleotides. The record is from the annotation of a GenBank genome assembly. Lineage: Eukaryota; Fungi; Ascomycota; Dothideomycetes; Mycosphaerellales; Mycosphaerellaceae.